This is a messenger RNA of Aaosphaeria arxii CBS 175.79, 778 nucleotides long. RefSeq lists its product as uncharacterized. The record is from RefSeq and is a predicted model, not a curated record. Bases 157 to 609 code for a protein of 150 amino acids. Lineage: Eukaryota; Fungi; Ascomycota; Dothideomycetes; Pleosporales. The transcript is spliced from 2 exons.
ACAAACAUCACGAGAGCUACCUCUCCGCCCGCUCCCACCAAACCAGACUCAGGGGCCUGUCGCUAUUCGCUUGUCAUAUGCGUCCGAUUUAGUCCGGCCUCGGCUACACCUGUAGCAUACACCUACCUAUCUAUUCAUUACUAGAUUCCAAAAACCAUGGGUGGCAGACUCUCCAUGCCCCGUGGCCCAGAUGGCAUGAACGAGGCGUCGAGGCCUACCUCUGCCAACCCCGUUGCGCGACUGACGCGGGGCGGGGGCAUCAUCAAUGGCCGUACCAUAAUGGCACCCCUUGCGGCCUUCACAAUGGCUGGCCUCUUGUUCGUAUAUUCCAGAACAUCCAUUCGAGCGGCGAAACUCAACGCACAGAAACAUCGUGAGGCAGAUGGAGGACAGAUCAGCUGGCAUAACGAGAGCAGGCGAAGACAUGGACAGUUGGACAAGGUCGAGAACGAUCGAACCACCUUCAAGGAAGCUCUCCUCGCAGACGUGAAGCGAAAGGGUAAAGCCAAAAAAGACAACAAGCAGGACCACGAACAUGAGAUAGAAGGAAGGGCUGAACGCUCUAGCGAAGAGGCAGAACUGCGGAAAAUGAUGGGAAAGAAGGAUUGAGGGGAGUGGUUUCGUGUUGGUGAUCGAACCUACUUGGUGUAUAAAAGUGACAUUAUGUGGUAUAGUAUCGGGAUUUGGAUGACAGAAAAAGCAUUCAUCACCGCGUCAAUGGUAAUGGAGAAAGUACCCAUCGAAUUCAAAAGCAAAUUCUUGAAUAGUACAUCUUAUA